Coregonus clupeaformis (lake whitefish) is the source of this 1497-nucleotide messenger RNA. RefSeq names its product mucin-5AC-like. The coding region runs from base 1 to 1497 and encodes 498 amino acids. Lineage: Eukaryota; Metazoa; Chordata; Actinopteri; Salmoniformes; Salmonidae. The transcript is spliced from 6 exons. The record is from RefSeq and is a predicted model, not a curated record.
AUGAGAAACACUCGUAGUAAACUAGCCACAGUGGAAGAUGGCCCCCCUAGGGCUGCUGUGGUCCAGAAUGCAGUGCCUGAUUUCCUGGGAAUUACAUUUAUCCAGGCAGAUGACCAAGACCUCUCUUCGGCUGCUGGGUCUCCCAUUGGUCCACUUCUUCUUAGUUUGACUGAGGAGGCAGAGUGUCGAGCAUCCCUGUCAGCCCCACCAGCACCCAGCAGUCAGGCUAGUAGUCGGGUCAGCUCAGAGGCCGAGCACGUGGCUUCUAACUGUGGAGGAGGACCCGCUCCAGUGCUGCCUGGAAACCAGACCUUCUGUUUCCCAUCUCCCACAGAGUCACCCUCCAAAGAGCAGCGAGCUGACCCUACACCAGCCCUGGCCAGUACUGGCAAGGCUGGCAACAAGGAGGAAGUGCCACACAGGACGAGACAAUGCUCCGUCUCCUCAGCCUCCUCACCAUCCAAUCAGGACAAGGCACCAGUGUCAGCACGGCGGUCCCGCUGCUGUUCGGAGAGUUCCUCCACUACAUCUACACCACACAGGGAGUCCAGAGCUUCCCCUAGCAGCUCAGCUAGCUUCAUCAUCCCCAAGGUCUACGUCCACCUGGGACAGAGCCAGGCCAGACCAGCCAGCCACAACAGCACUGCCACUACCCACAACAAACAGCCUGAGACCAAGAAGGAAGCAGAAGAGGGAAGCAGCAAGACGGCCUCCUCUAAGACCGCGGCGGGAGCAACGGCAGCAGGAGGAGCUGCGUGUGACAGGAUUAAGAGUAGACCAUCCCUCAACAGAGCCAGAGGAGCGCCUGCCUCAGCCUCCCAGGCUCUCCCUCCAGCAGCCAGGCUGAGCCAGGGAAGAGAUGUCUGCAGCAGUGCCUCCGGAGGUCAUCCGAGGUCCCAGACAGAGGUUGGAACCUCCUCAGCCAACGGCAGCACUAAGCCCAGAGUCACUGGUUCCAGACUCCGCCAGCCCUCUACUGCUGUCUCCUCCUCCAGACUGCCCUACAAGUCCCAGGGUGUCCCCAAGAGCAUCCCUUCCAAGGCCACAGUGUUAAAAGCAGGAUGCAAAACUACAGCGUCGACCAAUCAGGUGCCCUCAAGGUCCAGAGCCAGCCCUCUGAAAAGAACUGCUUCAUCAAGACGUCUUCGUCCUGCCGCUGUAUUACCUGUGGACAAGAACAGACCGAGGGCGACAACACGGAGCCACCCACAGCCUCAACAGCGGUCACCAGUACCAUCGCUGCCCCAGAGCAAUAGGCAUCCAGACCUGGUGCUGGCGGAGGGCAGUGCAGCGGGCACGGAGAGCUACCGGGCACCGUGCGAGAGGAACAACCAGAGCCUCCAGCAGCUCCAGGGACUCCUGGCUGCCAGUAACAGGAAAUGUGAGGCCAUUGUGGUGGUGCUGCAGCAGACCCUGGCAGAGCGUGAUGAGGUCAUUAAGCAGCGCAGGGACCUGUCCCAGGAACUGAUGACCUUGCAGGGAGAGCUGGGUAAGUAA